This is a messenger RNA of Cyphellophora attinorum, 900 nucleotides long. RefSeq names its product putative oxido YxbG. Lineage: Eukaryota; Fungi; Ascomycota; Eurotiomycetes; Chaetothyriales; Cyphellophoraceae. The coding region runs from base 1 to 900 and encodes 299 amino acids. The record is from RefSeq and is a predicted model, not a curated record. The transcript has 2 exons. Gene Ontology annotation, molecular function: oxidoreductase activity, acting on the CH-OH group of donors, NAD or NADP as acceptor.
AUGGCAGCAGUCCCAUUUCCUCGCUCCAACAUUGCUGACCUAACAGACAAGAUAGCACUGAUCACCGGAGCAUCCUCAGGCAUUGGACGACAAAUUGCACUGGCUUACGCGGCGGCAGGAGCAUACGUAGUCGUUGCCGACAUCACCUCAAACCCGCCCGAAGCACCCUUACUCGAAGCAGCUUCCAAAGACCGCCAGACUGACCAGCGCACGCCAACUGUCGAGCUACUCAACACCAAUUGGCCCGGAAACGAUGGCAAAGACAGGUGCAAAUAUGUCAAAUGCGACGUCACUUCACCAGACAACGUAGCAGCCGCCGUCACCUUCACCACAGAGUCAUAUGGACGUCUGGACAUCCUCGUCAACAACGCCGGCGUCAUGCUCGAGUCCUUUACGACGGUUCCGACGCUGCUGCACCAGACAGACGUGGAUCUGUUCGACAAGACUAUGGCUAUCAACGUACGCGGCGCCUGGUUGGGGAUCAAGUACGCGACUGCCCAGAUGCUUGCCCAAACGCCUCACAGCUCGGGCGAUAGGGGGUGGAUCAUCAACAUGUCGUCAGUCUACGGCUUGGUGGGCGGGAAGUACACCACCUCGUACUCCGCGAGCAAAGGCGCGGUGACCAGCUUGACGAGAGCAUCGGCGCUGGAGUAUGCGGAGCAUAAGAUACAUGUGAAUAGUUUGCAUCCGGGGUAUUGCGACACGCCGCUGCUAGAGGCAGUGAGGAGGAAAUAUGGGGGUGAGCAGAUGGAAAAGGCGUGGGCGGGGAUGCAUCCUUGGGGGAGGAUUACAUGGCCAGAGGAUGUGGCGAAGAUGGCGGUGGUGCUGGCGAGUGAGGUGGCGGGGUUCGUUACGGGGCAGCAAUUCGUUGUUGAUGGAGGAUUCGCAAUAAAAGGCUGA